Messenger RNA from Engraulis encrasicolus (European anchovy), 4002 nucleotides. RefSeq names its product nardilysin a (N-arginine dibasic convertase) (gene nrd1a). The transcript has 31 exons. Gene Ontology annotation, biological process: proteolysis. Lineage: Eukaryota; Metazoa; Chordata; Actinopteri; Clupeiformes; Engraulidae. Gene Ontology annotation, molecular function: metal ion binding; metalloendopeptidase activity. The record is from RefSeq and is a predicted model, not a curated record. The coding region runs from base 117 to 3440 and encodes 1107 amino acids.
CCUACUGUACCGGUUGUCAAUCACAGAGGAGAUCCCGCCCACAUGAUGCGGAAGUUAGGUUGAGAUCCUGCCCACCACACAAGGAAGGAAGUGCCAAAAUACCAUCAAUUGUGAGAAUGCCCCUCACGAACAAGUCAAAGAAUGUCGACAGCGGUGCAGCCCUGCCUACUGGUUCGGAUGGGGGAGAGGGAGCUCAACCCUCACAGCCAAGAGGUCAGGACCUGCCUCCCGGGGAUGGUGGCGGAGAGGACAAUCAGGGAGAUGCUGAGAUCAUCAAAUCUCCCAGUGACCCAAAACAGUACAGGUACAUUGUUUUGGAUAAUGGAUUGCGAGCGCUGUUAAUCUCAGACUUCAGUGGUGAUGGUAAAGGAGCAUCUGAGGAUGAUGAGGAUGAAUCGGAGGAGGAAGAGCAAGAGGAGGAAGAAGGGAGUGCGGAGGAGGGGGAUUCAGGAGAAGGCACCGAUGAGGAGUCUGAAAAUGAAGAUGACGAACAGGACAGUGACUUUGAAGAGCUCGAUGAGGAAGAGGAUGGGCGAAAAAAGAAAGCAAGCUCUGAAAAACAGUCCGCUGCUGCACUCUGCAUUGGCGUGGGGAGCUUCAGUGACCCCAGUGACCUGCCAGGACUGGCCCAUUUCCUUGAACACAUGGUGUUCAUGGGAAGUGAAAAAUACCCAUCAGAAAAUGGGUUUGAUGCAUUCCUGAAAAAACACGGUGGGAGUGAUAAUGCCUCCACUGACUGUGAACGGACGAUAUUCCAGUUUGAUGUACAGAGGAAACACUUCAAGGAAGCACUGGAUAGAUGGGCCCAGUUCUUUAUAUGUCCUCUGAUGAUCAAAGACGCCAUUGAAAGAGAGGUGGAGGCUGUUGAUAGCGAGUACCAAUUGGCCAAGCCUUCGGAUUCCCAUCGCAAAGAGAUGCUGUUUGGGAGUCUGGCAAAGCCCAACCAUCCCAUGGGGAAAUUUUGCUGGGGAAAUGCUGAGACGCUGAAGCACGAGCCCAAGAAACAAAAGAUCAACGUUUAUAGUCGCCUUCGGGAGUUCUGGAAGCGAUAUUACUCAGCACAUUACAUGACAUUAGCAGUGCAGUCUAAAGAAAAGUUGGACACUCUGGAAGAAUGGGUGAGGGAGAUCUUCUCAAAGGUUCCAAAUAACUCUCAGCAACAACCAAACUUCUCGGACCAACCGGAUCCUUUUGACACUCCAGCUUUCAACAAGCUCUAUAGAGUGGUGCCUGUGAGGAAGGUGCAUGCGCUCACCAUCACCUGGGCCCUACCCCCUCAGGAAAGACACUAUAGGGUGAAACCACUUCAUUACAUAUCUUGGCUGAUCGGGCAUGAAGGAGCUGGCAGCAUCCUGUCUUUACUCAGGAAAAAGUGCUGGGCUCUCUCUCUCUUUGGAGGAAACAGUGAAACGGGCUUCGACCAGAACACCACCUACUCCAUCUUCAGUGUCUCCAUCACUCUGACUGAUGAGGGCUUUCAGAAUUUCUGUGAGGUGGUCCACUUGGUUUUCCAGUACAUGAAGAUGCUUCAGACCCAGGGGCCACAACAGAGAAUAUAUGAAGAAAUUCAGAAGAUUGAGGCAAACGAGUUCCACUAUCAGGAACAGACCGAUCCAAUUGAGUACGUGGAGGACAUCUGUGAAAACAUGCAGCUGUUCCCCAAAGAGGAUUACCUGACGGGAGACCAGCUCAUGUUUGAGUUCAAACCAGAGGUGAUCUCUGCUGCCCUGGCUCUGCUGACCCCAGACAAGGCCAACCUGAUGCUGCUGUCACCAGAGCACGAAGGCCAGUGUCCCCUCAGGGAGAAGUGGUUUGGCACCCAGUACAGCAUUGAGGAUGUCCCGAAGGAGUGGGCUGAACGCUGGGCAGGAGAUUUUGAGCUAAACUCAGAUCUGCAUCACCCAGCUGAAAACAAAUUCAUUGCUACUGAUUUUACUCUGAAGACAUCGGACUGUCCUGACACCGAAUAUCCUGUCAGGGUUGUCAACAGUGAUAGAGGGUGUCUGUGGUACAAGAAGGACAACAAGUUUAAAAUACCAAAAGCAUACAUUCGAUUCCACCUGAUCUCUCCGGUGAUUCAGAAAUCUGCUAAACACCUGGUGUUGUUUGACCUCUUUGUCAACAUCCUGACGCACAACCUGGCGGAGCCGGCGUAUGAGGCCGACGUGGCUCAGCUGGAGUAUAAACUGGUGGCCGGCGAACACGGACUGGUCGUCAAGGUCAAGGGCUUCAAUCACAAGCUCCCGCUGCUGUUCAAUCUGAUAGUGGACCACCUGGCAGACUUCAGCACAGCACCUGAUGUCUUCACCAUGUUUGCAGAGCAGCUGAAGAAGACCUACUUCAACAUCCUAAUAAAGCCGGAGAAACUGGGAAAGGACGUGCGUCUCCUGAUCCUGGAGCAUGCCCGCUGGUCGAUGAUCCAGAAGUACCAGGCGCUGGUGGACGGACUCACCGUGGCUGACCUUAUGGACUUUGUCAGCAGCUUCAAAUCGGAGCUUUACGCGGAGGGCCUGGUGCAGGGCAACUUCGCCAGCAGGGAAUCCAUGGAGUUUCUGCAGUAUGUUACAGAAAAACUGCAGUUCAAGAAGCUGCCAGUAGAGGUCCCUGUUCUCUUCCGAGUGGUGGAGUUGCCUCAGAAGCACCACCUAUGCAAAGUGAAAACACUCAACAAAGGGGAUGCCAACUCUGAGGUCACCGUUUACUACCAGUCAGGGCCCAAGAACCUGCGGGAGCACACGCUGAUGGAGCUGCUAGUGAUGCACAUGGAGGAGCCUUGUUUCGACUUUCUGAGAACAAAAGAGACCUUGGGGUAUCACGUGUACCCUACCUGCCGGAACACUUCCGGGGUCCUGGGCUUCUCGGUCACCGUGGAGACGCAGGCCACCAAGUUCAAUUCGGAAUUCGUUGAGACAAAGAUCGAGGAGUUCCUGGUGAGCUUUGGGGAGAAGAUGGCUGCCCUGAGCGACGAGGCGUUCAAGACCCAGGUGACGGCACUUGUCAAGCUGAAGGAGUGCGAGGACACGCACCUGGGUGAAGAGGUGGACAGGAACUGGGCGGAGGUGGUCACCCAGCAGUACGUCUUCGACAGGCUGAACCGAGAGAUCGAUGCCCUGAAGCUGAUGACGAAGGCUGAGCUGGUUUCCUGGCUCAUGGAGCACCGCGGCCCCGCCAGCAGGAAGCUGAGCGUCCAUGUGGUCGGCUUUGGCGUGGAGGAGAACGACCCAGCUCCUGCAAAGGAGGAGGAGGAGCAGCAGACGUGUGAGGGAGGAGGUGAUGGCCAUGGCGUCCCCAAGGGCGCCGCCUCCUCCUCGUACGGCGAGGUGUCCAAACUCAUCUUCCUCCCCGCCUCCCCAAAGCUGUCCUCAGCCGCCGUCAUCACAGACAUUCGCGCCUUCACCGACACCCUGAACCUUUUCCCCUACCACAAGAUCCUCAAGUAAACACAACACAAGCACUAACUUCUGGGACUGCUGUAUGGGCAAGCAGUUCCCUCAUUCAGCGAAACCACCACUUCCACGCACAUGCUCAUGUCACAUGGUGGUGGGCCACAAUGCGGCCUGGACAUUUGAUAUGGAGACAUCAUGAGAGAGAGACAUGAAAAUAAUUAAGGCAUCGUCAUUACUCGCCAUCGUUGUAUGGUCUGUUUAACUGACUUGAACUAAAAGGAAAGAAAAAAAAAUGUUUGGGAGCAAGCUGUGUGUAAUUUUUAGCUCAUAUCUGCUGUGUUUUAUUUGUACUAAUGCAUUGGCUGUUGUACCACUUAGCGGGGAUGGGUUUGGCCUUCCCAUGUCAGUAAUAUCAUGCCAGUUACUUAGUAAUCACAGGCUCUGGCCUGUAUAUUCACGGGCAUUCACGAGGAGGUGACGCUGCAUGAAACAAUUACCAGGGAUCUCAUCAUAAUUUGCAUACUUUUGGCUGGUUAAAUGUGAGUGGCUUCCAAGGUCACAGAUGAAAUGAGAGUGUUCAGCGAUUAUACUCAUUAAAAGGUGCAGUAAAGCAUGA